GAAACUGCACACGGCCCUCUAACACAAUUAAAAUCGCCACAGGCGAAACAAACUUAAGAGCAUGUACCGUCACACCUCUAAAACAAUUUUUUUUACUGUCCUAAAGUAUACUACAACUGUGCCACAAUUGGUGCUUUGGGCCAGUAAGUCACAACCAUUCCCCUAAGCCACUCCACUAUAGCUAGCUCGCAGUUCAAGUGUCCUCUAGCCCUGCCCUGUUUAUAUCUUGUGUCAGGACACGAUAUAAAUCCUGUGACAGGACACAAAAUAUAAACACUAGGGAAGGGCUAGAUAACACUCGAGUCUCGAGCUACUCAGGUAGUUAGCUCAAUGGGGGAUGGGGCGGCGAGCAAAAACCCUCUUCACUGAUGAGUAGAAAAAGAGUUCACUUUCUAAAACCCAGUUAUGUUUUUCUCUUUCACCCCCUCUCUCUUUUAUAUAUAUUUUUUAUUUAACCGACUUUUCGUAUUGACUUACGUUGUGGUCUCUUUAAAUCUACAGGGUCAUUUCAGGUCUCAAAACUGGGUCAGUUGUGACACGCUCCAUCAGCCUCGUUCUGAUUUACACAUAUCCCAUGAUGCAUGUCAUAAACAUGGAGUUCACAGGUAGAAAACAUUCACGUUUUAUGUUGUUGUCGUUGAAUAAUUUCGUGUUUCUUCAUUAAAACUACGAUGUCUGAAAAAAUACCAGGUGGGAGGCAGAGAGCGGCGUCGGAAGGCGACCCGUUGGACGACAGAGACGAUGAUCGUGGUAUGUACUGCGGUCAUUCUUUGAAGUGGUCGCACAAGCAGGUGAGUCGAAGUGCGAUGUUGACAACAAGUGGCACGCCGAAUGCUCAAAGCGAUCAUAGACAGACGGGCGAGUAUGACGAUGAAGACGAUGUCAGUGAUUUUAAUGACCGACGGGUCAUUGGACCGUCGGAAAGACGAAGGAAAUCCAGAAAAUCUGGAUCAUUUAGGUCAUUUCGAAAACUCAUGAAUCGGGUAGGCCUAAUGAAAUCACAUUCCAGUUCCGGAUCUUCUAAUUCGAUACCGGAUAGCGAUUCAGACGGUAAACAGUGGUCAAAGAAUCAGCCCAGAGGUCGUGAUUACCCUGAUAAUGAUGGGCACAGAACUGACAGGGAACUGUCAGAAUCCUCCACUAGCAGACCCCUCAUCACCAACCCAUCGUUGUGUGGACCAAGGUGGGAAGAAACACCGGGGACUGUUGGAAUUUAUAAUCAUGGUAAUACAUGUUUCAUGAAUGCAGUAUUACAGUGUUUGGCUCAUACUGACUUGUUCGUGGAAUAUUUCUUUGAAGGGGUGUACAAGGAAGAUUUGCGGAACCACAAAAACACAAACACAAAAGAUACUUCCAAGGGUGAUGUUACCGAACAUCUUGGAAAACUGUUAAAAUGUCUUUGGUCUCACAGGUACAAUUCUGAUAUUUCACUGAAUUUUAAGAAUGUUGUUGGGAAAUAUAAUUCACAGUACAAAGGGAGUGCUCAACAUGAUGCCCAAGAAUUCUUUUUGUGGUUACUGGAUCGCUUGCAUGAAGACUUGAACUGCAAAACGAAAAUGAAGCCACGAUCAUUGAAGAGUCCUACAGUGAAGUCUGAUGAAGAGCUGGCGGAAGAGGCGCUGACUGCGGAUAACAGCAGCUUCAUCUCCCAGUUGUUUCAAGCCCUGCACCGGUCAUCCCUGAUCUGUCCCGACUGCAACAAGCACAGCAAUACGUUCGACACAUACGUGUGCGUGUCGCUGCCUCUGCCACAAAAAUGUCCACGCCCAGUUUUCAUCACGGUGGUCCCUUUAAGGAGGGAGGGACAGUUAAAGAUUGGGCUCAAGAUGAACACCUACGACAUGGUGAAAGAUCUCAGAACGCAGGUGUCGGAAGCUAUGCACAUUCCAUUCUCGAAGUUGGUGCUAUGUCAGAUUUACGAUGACGGGUUUCGCACGACAUACAGAGACGAGCAGCCUCUUUCUGACAUCCAUGACAACGAACCCUUCCUGUAUGCCAUAGAACUGUUUGAGCACAGUAAUCCAUCCACAUCUUCUGACCGCUACGAGACACCGUUCAUCCAGCUGAUCGUGGUGCACACCGAGAAAGUCACCAGUCCUCCGGGCUACUACCGUUUCUGUAGUCCAAUGGUGUUACGAGUGCCGAGAGAUUUCCACUAUCGCCACUUACAGCAGGAAAUACUGUAUGAGAUGGGAAACGCUGUUAAAGAAGAUGUUUUGACAAAGAAAACAAACACAUUGUUCAGGUUACGAAUUGUUGAUGGCUAUCCGAGUCGGCCAGUGUAUUUACAGACUGAUGUGGAGAUGCCUUUCUUCACACAGGCUGUUGAUAGGGCUUUAAGCUAUUCUGAGAGAAAUGGUACGCCUCAUCUUAAGCUAGUGGCUGAAUGGGAGCCUCAUAUUAAAGACUGUAUUGUUAUUGAUGACGAAGACUGCAUCACAGAACACACGUCUGUUCAUAAACAACGGCUGUCGCAGCAGCACGCUGUCUCUACAACUAUAGAUGAGUGCUUCACGAUGUACACACAGAAGGAAGAGUUGAGUGGUGAAGAUGCCUGGCUGUGUUCACAUUGUCAGAAACAACAGCAGGGGACCAUCAAGACACUGGGACUCUGGUCACUGCCAAAUAUUCUAGUGUUGCACCUCAAGAGGUUUAAACAGAUUGGAACAAGACGAAACAAGUUGAACAUGAUGGUAAAGUUUCCCAUAGAGGGUCUCGAAAUGGCCCAUCACAUCAUAAACACAGGCCAUCGCAAUAUCACCAACACUGAUGACAUGACCUAUGACCUGUUUGCCGUGUGUAACCAUUAUGGUAAUAUGAAUGGAGGACAUUACACAGCAUUUUGCAAGAAUCCUAUUGACUGCAUGUGGCACGAGUUUGAUGAUACGCUGGUGAAGGCAGUCAGCGAAUCUCAAGUGAUGACAAAAGCUGCAUAUCUUCUGUUCUACCAGCGUCGAGGUCUCACGAAGCAAACCAACCAGCGACUGCACCUCGGCAACCACUGGGUCUUCCACAUGUUCUCCAACAACAACAACAACAGCAUCAGCAGCAACGGCAGUCCCGUCAGGUCUGGCAGUCAGUCCUGCCCCACCACCCCCACCACCCCCAAAUCUGUCCACUUUGACACCUCCUCCCCAAUGCAGAUCCCUAGAGAGGCCUCCAAUGAAACACGGUCACGAUCCGAGUCAGUCGGGUCGAAUCAGAUGCCUAGCAAGUCUAUCUUGCGACCCCUGACCCCAGAGAGCAGAACCAGUUCUGUCAGUCAUGAGGAAAAGAGCCCAGAGCAGACGGCUACAGCCAGGUGGCAGGAGAGUAAUGGGAAGUCUGGAGUGAAGGGUCAGAGUUUGUUGGCACGGAAACCCUCUAAUGUUCCUGCUCCAUCAUCAAAGAUGGGAGCUUGUGUUGAUGUGCCUCAGAAAAGUACAGAGGAGUCGACCUUCACAGGAAAAAGGUUUUUCGAGGAGGUCAGAAACUCACGAGUGGAUCCUCACAAUGAUAUCAAAUUUGUGGAUAACAAGAAGCAUUUCAGCAUGCCAACUGUAGAACAUGACGUGUACAACCCUGUACCUAUAAUAGAACUCUGGCCCAUUCUGCGACCGGAUUCGACCUUUUCCAGACUGGCUGUUAAACAUUCGUUUGAAGACAGUGGCUCACAGACCAUAGACGUUAGAAACCAGCGUUCAUCAAAAGUGGAGGACAAACGUGAUUUUUAUUCAUUGAGAAAUAAUGAUAUAAAAUCAUCGGAAGUUAUAAGUCAUCGACCAAGGAAAAUUGAGGAAAAUGGGUUAUCAGAUGUCCGAGAGGGACAAUCUGUGGGGGUCAGAGAUAGAAUUAAGCAGAUUGAAAAGACUGAGGAUAAAAGAUCACCACAGAAUAAGCAGUCGGAAGAUUUCAGAGAAAAAAAACUAGACAGUAGAGAGACCAUGAGGAUUAAAAAAUCAAUGGUUUCCAUGUCAGCAAAAAGUGCUAAUGUUUGUGAUCGAGUUAAGAGUCCUGAUACCGAACCAUCAACUAAGAUGUUUCAUGGGCCAGACGUGAAGAAAGAUCCAAAUCCUACAGUUCCCAUUAAUGGGUACAGAAAAAUUUCAACUGGAACAAGAGAGAAGUAUGCCACGAUUGCUAGAUUCCAAAAUGCCCAAAUUGAUGAGUUGAUGAACAUUAGCGAACAAUCCUUAUCCAGAUCAAAAACAGAUGACAACAUAUCAGCAAAAAUUCUCGAAACAUCAAAACGACUUGUUCAACCAAAAGCUGUACUGUCAGCUCAGAACUAUCCGAAAUGCCAUCCAAAGUACAUUCGCCACAAAAACAACGAUAUCGACCAGCGUGAUACUGUGUCAUUGUCUAGUCUCGGCCACCGUAGUCGAAGAAGGCCUCAGUCAGACAAUAUAUCUGUGAAGAGUUUCGGCUACAACAGCUAUGGGAGACGAGACUCCUCGGCAAGUCGAGAUAUGCGAUAUCGUCCACACAUACACAGAGGGAGACAGAGACCGAGUGUUGAGAUCCAGGGUCCGUGUUUGAAAGAAUCCUCAGUAUAGCCUGGCUGGGAAGGCCACCUGUAUUUGUUCAGAAAUCCUUGACUCUUUAUCAGACUUUUGUUUU
Gigantopelta aegis is the source of this 4599-nucleotide messenger RNA. RefSeq names its product ubiquitin carboxyl-terminal hydrolase 43-like. The coding region runs from base 672 to 4535 and encodes 1287 amino acids. The transcript has 11 exons. Gene Ontology annotation, molecular function: cysteine-type deubiquitinase activity. The record is from RefSeq and is a predicted model, not a curated record. Lineage: Eukaryota; Metazoa; Mollusca; Gastropoda; Neomphalida; Peltospiridae. Gene Ontology annotation, biological process: protein deubiquitination.